Trichoplusia ni (cabbage looper) is the source of this 719-nucleotide messenger RNA. RefSeq names its product DNA-directed RNA polymerase II subunit RPB7 (gene Rpb7). Lineage: Eukaryota; Metazoa; Arthropoda; Insecta; Lepidoptera; Noctuidae. The coding region runs from base 133 to 654 and encodes 173 amino acids. The transcript is spliced from 6 exons. The record is from RefSeq and is a predicted model, not a curated record. Gene Ontology annotation, molecular function: single-stranded DNA binding; translation initiation factor binding; single-stranded RNA binding. Gene Ontology annotation, cellular component: P-body; RNA polymerase II, core complex. Gene Ontology annotation, biological process: DNA-templated transcription; positive regulation of translational initiation; transcription initiation at RNA polymerase II promoter.
CUUAUUGUCACUUUCUGACAGAUUUUGAAAUCACAGAAAGCUUCAGUAUUUUAAGCGUCCGGCAAAGUUAUUUUUACGUAUGUUUACUUGGAAUAUGAAGUGAAGUGAUUGUUUCUAUAAUAUUAGUUCACAAUGUUUUACCAUAUAUCUUUAGAGCAUGAAAUUCUGUUACACCCUCGAUAUUUCGGGCCGCAACUACUUGAUAUUGUUAAACAGAAGCUAUACACGGAAGUUGAGGGGACAUGCACUGGAAAGUAUGGUUUCGUGAUAGCAGUGACAGCAAUAGACAGUAUUGGAGCUGGUUUAAUACAACCAGGGCAAGGGUUUGUGGUGUACCCUGUUAAGUACAAGGCAAUUGUGUUCCGGCCAUUUAAAGGAGAAGUGUUAGAUGCUAUAGUCACACAAGUUAAUAAGGUUGGAAUGUUUGCACAAAUUGGCCCAUUGAGCUGUUUUAUUUCACAUCAUUCCAUUCCAGCUGACAUGGAGUUCUGUCCGAAUGUGAACCCUCCAUGUUACAAGAGCAAGCAAGAAGACAAUGUUAUACAGGAGGAGGAUGUCAUCAGGCUGAAGAUAGUGGGGACCAGGGUCGACGCCACCGGCAUUUUCGCCAUUGGAACAUUGAUGGAUGACUACCUAGGAUUAGUGACACAAUAAAUUUAAUUAUACAUAAGUGUACAAAAAGAUGAUUUUUUAAAUAAAAUUACAAAACCACUUUGUAA